This is a messenger RNA of Nomia melanderi (Alkali bee), 3405 nucleotides long. The record is from RefSeq and is a predicted model, not a curated record. Lineage: Eukaryota; Metazoa; Arthropoda; Insecta; Hymenoptera; Halictidae.
AUUUUAUUCGGAUCUCAUAUAAAAGGCAAACACACGAAAGCAACAAUAAAAUCUACAACACGCUAACAUGCAGUGCAGAAUAAAAUACCGAACACAGACCUAAAUCUGUAAACAUGUAUUUCAAAUAUCUGUAAAGACGUCUUAGAGCCGGAAGAGCGGGUCGACUUCAAGGAAGUCUCAGCAGCAGACAUUUCCAGUGGGUUCAUCGUCGAGGCAGCAGUCUCCGCUCCGAUGGAACGUCGCCAAGAAAACCAGCCCAGCGGUAAUCUACAUUAUUCACUGAUGCCCACGUCGAAAGAGGCAAAAGACACCGAACAAAGUUCCAAAACGCUUCUGUCAUCCUUGAAACUGAAGGUGGACGAAGACGAACAUGACGACGACCGGAAACCGAUCUACAAGACGGAGCGCUGCGACACGCUGAUGCAGUUGUGCGAAAUGUCCAUUGACUUCUACACCUGUGAUAAAUGCCAGCUGAAGUUCCCUACGGAGAGCAUGUUGAAUCGCCACAAAAUGUCGCAUAAUCUGAACUCUUGGCUUCGCAAAAGGGGUUUGAGCAGGAAACCGAUCCCUAGACCAAGAUCAAAGAAACGAGUGAAACGGGUGGAGCCUCGGAAGCCUGCGGAAAAGCACAAACACACUUGCAGCUUCUGCGAUUUCGGGUGCACUAGAAUGUCUACGUUGACUGUUCACAUCCGGAAAAAGCAUAAAUCGGCGUCACUCAAAGAGGAGUCACGGAAGACCAGCAAUCCUUGCGAAUUGGAGGCGACGAAUCAACCGAAUUUAAGGAAACGCAACCAGAAGCACAGGACUGUUAAUAAGAUAAGCUUCGAAUGCGACUUGUGCGACUUCACUUGCAAGACGAGUAGAACUUUAGCUUCCCACGUGGUAAGGAAUCAUAAGUCUGAAGAGAAGAAGACUGACUCGAAGAAAUCGAGAAGGGCGAAGUAUGCCGAGGACUCUUUCGAAGCGCAGACCACGAAAGGAACGUGUUUGCAACAGUAUAAAGAGGAACUCCAGGAGUCAACGGUUCCUUGUUCGCCUACAGAAGUCAUCAGCAAAGAGGAGCCCGCAGUGACGGUUCGUGCAAGCAAGAAACAGAGCAAACAGCCGAUCGAAGAGCAUUGCAAUCUGUGCGACUUCAAGUGCGAGAAGAAGAGCACGUUGUACUACCACAAGCGUCAGCACAAGGCGGAGGAUCUCAACGAGAUAUUCUCGUGCAACGAGUGCACUUUCAAGACUACCAAGAAAUCAUCCUUGUACUCUCACAUCAAACGGAAACACAGAGUGACGAAGCCCUGCACCCCGGACGGUCUGCCGGAAUUGUUCUGCUGCAACCAGUGCGAUUACAAGAACAAAAACAAGUACGAGCUGAAGAUCCACGUCGCCAGGAAGCACACGGAUGAUUUCAAGUUCUCUUGCGAGACCUGUGGCAAGAAGUUCAAGGUGAAAGGGGAUUUGACCAAUCACAUCCGUUUCAGUCACAAAGAGCAACCAGUGAUUUGCGACGUUUGCGGGAAGACCUGUCUGAACAGUAAUUCUCUGUACGUGCACCAGAAGUUCGCCCAUUACAAAGCUAAGUACGAGUGUCAGGUGUGCAAGAGGCGAAUGGUGACCCAGGAGAACCUCAAUGAGCACAUGAUCAGGCAGCACGAGAAGAGGGAGAACGUUGUUUGCGAAGAAUGUGGGAAGACGUUCUCCAGGAACAGCAGGCUGAAGGUGCACAUGAGGAUUCACACAGGUGAUAAACCGUAUAGUUGCACCAUAUGCAACAAGUCCUUCGCACGGAGAACAGCCUUGAAGCAACACUUGCUCAUUCACACUGGGAUCAGACCGUACGUCUGUGACAUCUGUGGCAAGGCCUUCACGCAGAAGCCGGGACUGAUCAGUCACAGAAAGUCGCAUCCCGGCUCGCACCCGCCGCUUCCGAGGGUCUUGAUCGAUCACAUAUUGAACGACGUGAUGAACAAUUGAUAAGUUCGGUGACUUAGUGGACAAUGCAUGGACCAACGAAUUGUUUCUUGGGAGGAACGAUGGGAUGUAAGACUGUUUAUCGUUCAAAUCUAGAUGGUGGAGGUUUGUUGGAAUUCAUCCUGACUUGGAAUUUCGAAAAAUGAAUUUUCAUUGUCCCUUCAUAUUCUAGUCAUUUAGGAGAAUGGAUGUUGAUAACGAGAGAUUACUGUUUCCUUUCAUUUGUGUAUCUCAUUGCCACGUAUUUGGUAAUGUAUAAGUGGUUUCAUCGGCCUCCAUGCACUACUUUGUAUUCAAACGAUUCGAAAGCAUUGUGAGACAGAGUGGAAGAUGUGUUUAACGGUUGAAUAGUUUAAGAAUCCUUUGCGAAGAAAGAUCUUUCUUCGGAUAAAAGAUAGUUUUUGAUUUCUUAUCCUCUCAAAAAGGGUAGGAAGACAAAGAAAAAUUUCGUUUCGAACUUAGAGAAAUAUCAAGAUGAAUUUUGAGGACUGCGGUUCUUUCUGCAAAUCUGUAUUUUUAUGAGAACUUUUGUCAGCUGUAUUUUUCUUUUAUUUUUUUAAUAAUUUCAGUGAAUGAGGAAUACAAUGAAUGUGUAUUCUUAAUAAAACUUUAUUGGUAUUUUAAAAGGUUUUGAGUAUUAUUAUUAAUGUUACUUGCAUAAAGAUCCGCAGCGUAAGAAUCACAAACGUUUCUCCAUGUACUAUCCUGUAUAAUUAAUUCGUAUUUUCUAUUCUUCUUCAUUGAUACUUUUAGCAGCUAAGGAAAUCACUGUAAACGCAAUUAGUUUACUGGUAGCUAUUACGUUUAGUUCGUCCUAGUUUCUCGACUGUAUUACUUCUCAUAAUUCGCUAGUACUGCUAAUGUGCAAUCACGUUCACUGAAAUGUUAAGUUUCUUACAAGAAGGGUCGUUAUAUGCAAAUCACCGUGUAGUAUUCCCGCAUCGAUCAACAGUUUGUAUCUCAUUUUUAGAACCUAACGAUUUUUGUUAAAUUAUUUGUAAAAAAAAAAAUAUAUUGUAAACUUUCCUAGUUUAUGUCGGCGUUGUUAACGUUUUCUAGAAAUACAAAGACGUCUCAUCUGUCGUAAAUCCGCCGAGCAUUGUUACUCAGUCGUUCGAUUCAUUUGUAACAACUGUAUAUACUCGCUUACUUGAAAAAAAACAAUUCCAGCUUUUUCAUAUAAUACAUUCGGUAUUAAUUUUGGAAAGCUUCCUUAACAAUAAUUAUCACACGAACGUGGACAGUUAAUUGUUAAUCACCACCAACAGCGGAAAAAUGGUCGUUGAUUAAAAAGAUUACAGCAUGCAUAGGUGGUCUCCACUGGGAACGAAACGAUCAAAGUUCAUAUAAGUAGAAGAGUAAUCCGUCAAAAAUUUCCAGUUACAGAUCAUGUACACGCAAAAGGGACGGCAAAUCGUCAAACAAAACCAAAUCUUC